UCGAGUCACUGUUUGAACAUCCAACUUACAGAACACUGUCAGAUCCCAACACAUCCACAAAACCCCCAUCUCCUCCGAAAACACUUUUACCACCAUCAUCCUCAUUCAGUCGCGCUGCUGCAGAUUAUCGGCUGAACAAAAAAAAAGGGGGUGGGGGACACGGACAGAUAAAAAGAAAACAUCCCCCAAACCAAACGGAGUCUGGUGAAAUGCACGGCUGCCUGUUUCUUAAGGAGGAGGGUGUCCAACGCUGAGCUGUAGUUUCUCUCCAAGAGGCGAGGAAUGCAAUCUGAGCAUCAAUGUUUCACUGGGGCAAGUGGAAGAAGAGGAUGGGAGCCAACAGUUCUUCAAAGAGACCAGUGUUCGACGAGAAGGAAGAUGUAAACUUUGACCACUUCCAGAUUUUGCGGGCGAUCGGAAAAGGGAGCUUCGGAAAGGUAUGCAUUGUGCAAAAGAGGGACACAGAGAAGAUGUACGCCAUGAAAUACAUGAACAAACAGCAGUGCAUAGAGAGAGAUGAGGUCCGAAACGUCUUUAGAGAGCUUGAGAUCCUACAAGAAAUUGAACAUGUAUUUUUAGUAAAUCUCUGGUACUCCUUCCAGGACGAGGAGGACAUGUUCAUGGUGGUCGACCUCCUUCUCGGAGGAGACCUGCGCUACCACCUGCAGCAGAACGUCCAGUUCGGCGAAGACGCCGUCAAGCUGUACCUGUGUGAGAUGACUCUGGCCCUAGACUACCUGCAGAACCAGCAUAUCAUCCACAGAGAUGUAAAGCCGGACAAUAUCCUUUUAGAUGAACAAGGUCACGCUCACCUGACAGAUUUCAACAUAGCAACCAUAAUAAAGGAUGGAGAAAGAGCCACAGCGCUGGCUGGAACCAAGCCCUACAUGGCUCCAGAGAUCUUCCAGUCGUUUGUCAGCGGAGGUACAGGCUACGCUUUUGAAGUCGACUGGUGGUCCUUGGGGGUGACGGCCUUUGAGGUGCUGCGUGGAUGGCGGCCGUACGAUAUCCACGCCAGCAACUCUGUGGAGUCUCUGAUCCAGCUCUUCAGCACGGUGAGCGUCCAGUACAGCCCGGCCUGGCCCAAAGACCUGGUGGCACUACUGAGGAAACUGCUGACUGUGAACCCAGAGCAUCGGUUUUCCAGUCUGUCUGAUAUGCAGACGUCUCCAUACCUCGCCGCCGUCAACUGGGACGCUGUGUAUGAGAAGAAGAUGGAACCUGGAUUUGUUCCUAAUAAAGGUCGGCUCCACUGCGACCCCACCUUUGAGCUGGAGGAGAUGAUCCUGGAGUCGCGACCCCUCCACAAGAAGAAGAAGAGGCUGGCGAAGAACCGCUCUCGAGACAACAGCAAGGAUUCGCAGUCUGAGAACGACUACCUACAGGAGUGCCUUGAAGUGGUGCAGCAAGAGUUCAUGAUCUUCAACCGCGAGAAGUUGAAAAGGCGCCAAGAGGAGGGCGGGGCCGACGACGCCGGCGCUGACCGGGACGACGAGGCGGAAACUGGGGUCGCCGAAGACAACGCGCAGGAUCCGGACCCGGAGCCGGAGCCGGAUCCGGAUCCGGAGCCGGAGUCCUCCUCCAAACUGAGCAUGUGCGGCUCUGUGUGCUCGUCCCCUGGCAGCUGCUAGCCCACACAGCGACGGAUCUGUCUGUGCCGUGCCAAUAGAUCCCCCCUUCACCUCUCUCCUGUCGCCGAGGAAACGCACAUGGAUGAGAGGGCUGGGGGGCGAAAUGACCCAAAAUAGCUGCCCCGGUGUUCCGUCUCUUUUACUUUCUGUAGCAUCUUUCUGGUAAGGCAUGAAUGAAGCAGAUCCCCAGAGACUCUGUGCUCAUAGAGUAAGCUCUAACUUCUAUGCAAUGUAACAUUAUAGCAUGAAAAACAAUGUCUUCACUCACUGGGAGGUGUUGAUCGUAAACAUGGUGACAUCCUGAGCAACAGCGGCCCACAGCUGAAAGCUGCAGUAUGUAAUUUUAUUUCAAAUUAAUCUGUUUUUGAUAUAUUUGUUGAAACUGUCACCAGGUUGUAAUAUGAGAGAUAAUCUGUGAAAAAAUUCAUCUCCUCCACCUCUUCUUCGAGCUACUAAUGGUGUCUGAAAAAAGGCACAAAAGCAACCAAUCAGAGCCAGGAGGCGGGUCUUAACGCUGUGAAUCAAGCUCAUGUACUCGCUGCUAAAUGUAAGACUGGUGGAGAAGCAACUUACCUUUACAGAAAAAUCAUUUAUCAACUUUCACCAGUAGCUAAGCUAACUAGCCUGAGGAUUCACUACAGUCUCUGCUAGCUGCAGUGCCACACACACGAUUGUGAUUGACAGCGCUAAGACCCGCCUCCUGCCUCUGAUUGGUUGUUUCUAGUUUGCACCAGGGUUAUGAUAGUUUUUGGUUGAAUUUUAUUUUGUUUUGACCUUUUGUUUGUCCAACUGGGUUAGUCGUAAAUAGUAUUUAGAGUGUGUUUGCUAUUUAUUAGCUAAAUAUUAGUUUGAGCUUAAUUUUUAUUAGUUGUAAAUUUUUGUCAUUAUCUGGUUAAUUCAAAAAGAUAAAAGUAAUAUAUUGUGAUUAUGUUGACAUUGAUUAUGCAGUGAAUGUUUAACAGAAGAUACAAUUUUCAAGAAAAUAUACAAAAUUAUUAACUAUUGUUAUCAUCAUUUUGCAAAAAUAACGUAAUCUGCGGACAGCUGAAAAAGUUUGAAAUUUUAAUAAAUAGGUUUAUUAAGAAGAAAACAAUAUACAGUUUCAGUGUGUUUACAUUAGCUUUACAAAUGCUAGUUUGUUUAAUUUUUCCUCAUUAAUUACCGUUUUUAUUUAUUUUAGUUAACGAAAAAUGUUUUCUCAGUUUCAGUUUGUUAUUUUGUUGCUAUUAUAAUUUUGGUUAGCACUGGGAGAAAGCAGAUUUUUCACAGAUUAGCUGUGUCAUAGUAUACUGUCAUGGCAUGGUGAUGGUUUCCACAAAUAUGUUAAAACAGAAGUUGGGUUGCUCGGUUUGGUCAAGGCUCCUCUGGUUCUUCUCUCCGUGCCAAAUCCGAUCGGGACGACUCAGAAGCCACCCGGUUUGUCGUCGUCUGUGUUUCCGCUUUGCUCUUCCCUCUCGGCCUCUCGUACCAUCAUGGUGGGGAGAGAGAGAGAGAACGCCUCCUUUUAUUUUACUAUUCAACAGCCUGACAUGGGGGCGAAUGUUUUCCAGCUCCCUUGCCUUAGAAUAAAUAACCUCAGAUUGGAGGAAAUUGCCUUAAAGCCCUUCACAGGUUGAUGGAAGGACUACAAGAUUAUUGCUGAUACUUUUCCAUCUUGGCAUUGUGUUAAAAAGCAUCUAAAGAAACAAAAUGGCUGCUGAUUUUUCUGAAAAUAUACAGCAGCAAUUUGGCUGUAUUUAGUUUUCCACAUACAACUCUUAAUUUUUGGCCCUUUUUUAGGAUUUGAGAUGAGAUUAAAAUAUAACAGUGGGGCCCGGUAAAGAUAAUACAAAUUAUGUCCUGAUCCCUAAAAUUAAAAGUGGGUGUUCUCUCUUUUUUUUACCACGAUUAUGUGUUUUUUGCAAAAACACAAAAUCUUACCAAGCAUUUUUUUUGUCUAGUUUUUUGUGAAAAUAUCUUGGGUUUGUGUUAUUCCACGUGAACUAACUUUCAGUAAGAUUUAGGAGCUUGUUUUAAAUAAAUUAUUAAUAUUUAUAUUGAUGAAAAAGUACUAGUUCAACUAGCAGAUUGCUUCAGUAGCUUUGUGUACCUUGACCAUAUUAAUUUGACACUGAAAAAUACAUUUGCUAAAUGAAACACAUCAUUUUCGGAAAGAAAAACAAACUAAAACAGAUUUUUAAUAAAACAUCUUGGUGCUAAAAUGAAGUUUUCCAGCCAUAUCAAAAUUGGUUUAUUUUGCAAAAGUGGAAUGUAAACAUGUUUUUUCUGGUACAAACCAUGAAGAAGAAGUUUUUUUAUAACUCAUUGCAUUAACAAACUAAUUUACAUGUCAUUUUAAUUGAGUUUCUUAUUUAACAGAAACAUUAAAUUGUGAAAUUAUUGUUUUUUGUGAGAUUAGUGGAAUAUUGGCAACGUUUUGCAGACAUUCAUAAUGUAAAUGCAGUAUGACAAGAAACUUAUAACCUGUGUUAUCAGUGAAAUAAUCUGGCAGAGGAACUAGAGCUGGGUUGUUAGGUGACGGUGCAAGUAGAACUUGCACUUUUUCAUCAACAUUAAGUUAUAAUUUCCUUAAAAUAAGGUCUUAAAUUUUCCUGAAAAAUUACUUGUCAGAUAGUUGUGUCUUAUUCGAAAUGCACUUAGAUAUUUGAACUAUAAACUAGACCAAAACUAUGAGAAUAUUUGGUGUUUUUGCAGUGCUAAGUUGCACUGGCUAAGGCUAAGGUGUUUGAUUUCCAGUUGCAGGAGCUUCCUGAAUCACAGUUUCCAGUAAGUGUUGGUUGGUUUCAUGUUCUUAAACCUGUUUAAAGUUGUGCCUGUCUAUGAUAAUCAGUAUCUGUUAACCUUGUUGCACCCACAGAUGCAUUAUAAGAUAUAAAUCUGGUUUUUCCUCUCUAAGUGUGAACCAAGUUUGUUUGAAGCCUUUUUUUAAGAUAUUAAGGUAACUUAAUUCAUGGGAAAUCAGUACUAAUGACUGGAAAAAGGCCAGAAUAAGCUCUAAGGAUAGAUUACAGCAUUGUCAGCCUUUAAGAAUCUAUUUCAAAGCUGCUUUACUAGACAUCAUCCUGUUAAGUGCUCAGUUAGGACAAAGAUCAUCUCCCCAUAGGGCUCAGUUUGGGGCCUAAACGUGUAGCUGUUGGUUCUUCAGACUGCAUAGAUGAGCUCUCACAGCGAUGCUCGCUCAUUUAAGGUGGUCGUGUAGCAAAGGACUACCUUAAAUUACCCCCCUGGGCCUGAUAAUGAAUAAAAAGCAGUGUAAAUAGCAUGACGUGUAGGUAAUUAAACUCUCCACAGUUUUAUGUGGGACUGCUAACUCUACGUGUAAACUGAGGGAAGAGCUGAGUGAAGCCCCGCCCCCUCCUGGCGCUUCCCUCCGCUCUUCCCUCCAAGUGUGCAGGCACAACUUGUAGGCAAAAUAUGCCAAAGCUUUUCUACCAUUUGCAUAACCAUUUCUAAGAAACUUUAAAUGUCUGAAUGUAUGUUGUAUUUUCUUUUUUGUAGAACCCGAGGUUUGCUGUUUGAUAGUGCAGAUUGUCAUUGUUUGUUGGACAGUGAUGUGGUUAUUUCAGGUGGAGUGGUGUCUUGAAUUUCUGGUGAAACAACUUGCAAUCUUUGGUGUUUUAGGAAUAGAAAAGGAGAUUGAUGCCAUUUUUAUGUCUGUGUGGAAAACUCUUACAAUCUUACCAAGUUUUUUGUUUAGUUAUAGUGGAAACAUCUUAGCACACUUGAAAUUAGAUAAAACCAACUUACAAAUAAUUUUUCAGCAACUCUAAAUGAUUGUUUGGAGUCAAUAGUUUCUUGAAAUUCUUGAAAAAUACUAAUUCCAUUGGCAGAUUAUUUUACUUAUAACAUGGUAAAAAUGUCUUGUUUUAAGUGAAAUAAUUUCGCAAUAGAACUGGUAAUUCCUUAAUUAUUAAGUCAAUAAUUAAGGAAUUAUUGACUUAAAACAAGUUCUCAUAUCUUACUGAAAGGUUACUUACUAACUUGUAAGUUAGUUUUGUUUUUUAAGAUAUUUCCACUAUAAAUUUGACCAAAAUACUUAUCAAAAUGUUGUUUUUUUAAAUGUAUACCCUAACUUUUAAUCCUGCAGAUGUUAUUGAUUAAAUCAGUCGUCCUGAUCAACAUGAUUUAGUUAACAUGUCCCUUUAAACUGAGGUAAAAUUGACCACAAAAUUAUUCAUACAAAAAGUUUAUUUCUAAUAGAAAAUAAGAUGGAUAUCUCAGAAAAUUAUAAUACAAAGUAACAGGAACGUCAAUUGAAAAUAAAACUAAAACUUCAAGAUGUAUAACUAAUUUUGGGCUUCACCAUUGUAACUGGCAAAUAAUGCUAACAGUCAUUAGCAUAGGAGCUAGCAUAUUUUCCCAAAUUACUUCCAGAACACAGUUCAUUUGGGUUUGGCUUUUUUUCCAGAUUCUGAUUUUGACUUCAGAGGAAUCUGAAACCCAAGUUCUGGUCCGAACCCAGCGGUUCGGAUGUUUUUCCUUUCACAGGAUGUCUGCGCAUCCUUAAAAAUCUUAAAUUCGUGUAUCUAAAAUAAAAGCUUUAAAAUAUUUUGAUCUUCAGUACAAUAAUCACAGGUCUUAAAUUGUGUUUUGUGACUCAGUGGGGUUGAGUAUACCGCUAACUAGCUGCUAAUACUGUACCCCCUUGCUAGCUAGCUAGCUUUAUUGCGACAAUGAUUGGCAAAUUUAUCUACGGUUGAUGGGAUGACAUUUUGUCUUCGCCACUUCUAAUGCUACGUACAUUAUAAAGAUUAAAGGAAAGAUAGUUAAUUUCUUCAAGUCACGUAAGAAUCUGGCUGUAGCUGCAUUUCCAUUGACCAUAUAAUUAAAAAAAUUGGAAUUAUGAAAAUAAAUUAGCUUAAAGGAAACACAUCAGAGUCUACAAUCUCAUGUUUUUUGAUUAAACAUUUUUGCGCUGUGUUUUCUCUGUAUUAAAAUUAGUUUAUUUCACAAAACUACAAUGGAAAGACUUUUUUCACAUCUCAACUGGAUGGCAAUAAAACACUUAACAAGAUGUUUUUUAAUAGGAACAAAGUUAUUCACAUGUCAUUUUAAUUGUGCUUCUUAUUUAAUGGAAACGUAGUAAUUGCAAAUUUGUGUCUAUUUCUCGCUAGUGGAAUAAUGACAAAGUUUUGCAAACAUUUGUAGUGGAAAUGCAAUCAGUAUCUCAUAGUCAGUCUCACAAAAAGUAGCAUUUAUUCCUCAGUAGUUUGACACACAUUUCUUUUGUACAUUUCUGGUGUUAAAUUUGAUCCAUAAUGUUUUUUUAAAAGUCUUACAUUUAAAUUGGUGAAACCCUGUUUCAUCCUUUUCAUCACGCUGCCUUUUAGAUUUGGACCCUCAAUAUCUCCAGCUGUGGAGUCGAUGCACAGACAUGAGACUGGUGUGAAUCUUCUCAAAUCAUCCCCAGAAUGAGGCAAAUAUCUCCCAAAAUCUGUAAUUACUCCCUUAUGCCACAUGACAACUAGAUUUAGGAGCUUUGUUGAAAGGAUAUAAAAAGGCAUCCGUAAAGUCUGCCUGACCUGACUAGUCGUUUUGAACCCUGUUUUUAUUUAUGUUUUUGCUGUGUAUGGUUUAGUUUUUGCAUGUAUCUUUACAACAUAAGCCUGAUUUAGCCAAAGCCUGGAGCUUGAGCCUGACCGACUGAUCUUAUGCAUGCAGUGGCUUUUCCUCAGACCUCGCCGCUCACCUCAUUACUGACUGAGUGCAGCUGGAUUGUGAGGCGUUGAGUUUUGUGAACACAGCGUUGUAUAAAAACGAUAUAAUCCCGGUGUUACGUGGACAGCAUGUUACCUUAGGAGUACCUCUCGGCAUCCUCUUGGUGGCCUUCGUUUUUGUUGUUCAGGGAUGCAGCUUAGGCUGGGCGAUGACUCGAUUUUAUCCAAUUUUUUGUUUUUGAAUAUUACAUUUUUGAAAAAUCUGAAAUGUCUUUUUCUCUAAAGUUCAGAGUGAUAUCAGCACGCCCAAGGCGGCCAUCUUGUUUGGCAAACAAGAUGAAUUCAGUUCAUCUCUACAACAAUUUAGAAAAAGUUACAAGAAUAAAGUCAAAACAAUACGAGAAUAUUACAUAAGCAUAUAAUAUAUGUGAGUUGUAAUAUUAGGAAAAUGACAUAGUAAAUUUGAGAACACAAAAAUGACAAAAUGUUAAUUAUACAAGCUUUUUUCCUCAUUAAAAUGACUUUUUCCUCAGAAUUUAUUAUUCAGUAAAAAUGCAUCUUUUUUUGCUCAUAUUAUAAUUUUAUUCUUGUAUAUAGAAAUUCUCCUAGCUUGUCCCCAGCACUCUAUUGUACCACAUACGAAAGGAAUAAUUAAAAUUAAAGCCACAUUUGAAAAACGUUUCUGUCAUUUGUAAACCUUAGUGUUCAUUUUUUGUACCUAAAAUUAAGGCCUUAAAAUUACUUAAAAUUUAUUAAAAUACAUGUAAGUUGGUCUUAAAUACAUUGAUUGCAGGUCUUUAAUUUUGUCUGGACUGGACUAUUUAAUUUUGUAUUUUCUAAGUACUGUUUUUUUUUUUCUUUCUGGGCUUUUAUGUUAACCAAAAGUUUGAGUAAGGCACAGACAUCUUUACUGCGACACAAAGCAGUUGAGGCUACUGCUAGCUAGCUGCCAAUAUACCCUUGCCAGCUAGAUACCUAGCUUUGCUGCGUCCAUCAUGGCGGUCGGCUGGACGAUGUUUGUCGUCAUCUCUUACUCACUUCUGUGGCCAACCUGUAAGAUGUUUUUUGCUUUAAACUAUUUAAAAAGCAGUAAAUUCAAGUAAAAUUCUGACGACAUCUCAUAGUCAGCUUCCUCAGUAUUUUCUGUUUUUACUAAUUUGUACAUAAAAUAUGUAGUUUUUGUUCUACAUUUCUGUUUAAAUUUCAUUCCUAAUGAUCAUAUAAAGUCUUAAAUUUGAAUACACCCUGUUGUAGUUUCUUGUUUUAGUUAAGAAAAAAUAGAAUCUGGUAUGUAAUAAAUCUGACAUUUUCCUUUUAAGCCAAAUCGCCCAGGCAUAGAUGCAUGUGAGCGACACGAUGUCCGCCGUUGUGUGCGUGCGUGAUUAUCUGUUUUAUUUAUGCAGCAAUGAAAUGACUAUCUAGAAUUACUCCCUUAUCUAUAUGAGGAAUUUGCUGCAUUUUUUUUUAUAGUGAUUUAUGAAAAGGUUCUCAGACUUUGUCACAUCAGAUUCAACAUAUUCCUGAGGUGUCAAUGUAAUCAUCUGUUAAUCAUUUGUAAAUGAACUUAUUCUGAUAUUUGCGUGCCAUUUCUAACUGGUCGUGUGUUUCUUUGUUCAUGUUCUGGCUGCCGUUUAGCAGCAAGUCUCUUAACUCAAACAUUUUUCCGUGAUGUUGUGGGGACAUCCUGGCCUGUGCUUCGUCUUUGCCCUGUGGAUUCAGUCCGACACUCAGUGGAAGACCCAAACCUCUCAUCCCCUCACGUGACGUUCUCGUACUUCAGGAUUUCUUCUGUCAAUUGGGUGGAAAAAAGAAAACAAACUCUUGUUCAUGUACCAACUAAAAAAACUGCUCUAUUCAAAAACAUGAUGCUGCUUUGAUUGCUUUGAUAAAGAAAUAAAUCUUCCAAUGAUUCAGUG
Poeciliopsis prolifica (blackstripe livebearer) is the source of this 9204-nucleotide messenger RNA. RefSeq names its product serine/threonine-protein kinase 32C-like. Gene Ontology annotation, biological process: G protein-coupled receptor signaling pathway; regulation of signal transduction; protein phosphorylation. The transcript is spliced from 12 exons. The record is from RefSeq and is a predicted model, not a curated record. Gene Ontology annotation, molecular function: G protein-coupled receptor kinase activity; G protein-coupled receptor binding; ATP binding. The coding region runs from base 300 to 1631 and encodes 443 amino acids. Lineage: Eukaryota; Metazoa; Chordata; Actinopteri; Cyprinodontiformes; Poeciliidae.